AUUUUUUUUAUUGAUCAAAUUUUUUUAAAUUCGUUUUUACUUGAAUUUGUUUUUGUCUGCUCCAUUUUAAGUCAUUUAGAUGGUUGAAGCUGUGGCAACCUUUAUGUUUGGUUUUGCACAUGUGCUGAUAACAGUUCAAAUUUAAAAAAAAAACUGAAGCUGUUCUUUAAGUUGCUGCGAGACGUUAAAGAUGGGUGAGCAGUUUUUUUUUGUUUGUUUUGUUUUUUUGGGGGGGAAGGGGGUUGGAGGGUGGAGGUUCUCUGGGUUUAGAUAUUCCAAAGCAUACAGUGCAGAGGGGUAGAAAGUGGAUUACGAAUCUGUAUUUUGUUAUUAUUAUUAUUAUUAUUAUUAUUAUUAUUAUUAUUAUUAUGUGUUUUUUUGCGCUGCUAAAAAGCUAUUAUUUGUUUCAUUCUUAUACACAUUAACAGUACUUAGCUGUAAUGUUUCACUGUGUGUGCUGCUAUUUUAUAAACAUUUGUAUAAUAUAAUUAUUUUACGGCUUAAAAAGUUUUAGAAUUUGGAAGUAGAUGGCUGAGAAGAAUAGACAACUGAGUGCAUUGAUUGACUGGAAAUGCUCUUUGUACGUUUAGAUUUAAUAGCAUGUUUCUUUUCCUUAUCACACUCUGCAAAGAUGGCAUACUUACCUCAGGUUUUCUGGACAACAAAAUGAGAAUCAUUUCCAUUAUCACAAUACCUCACAACGUUACAGUUUUUCAGGGAGCCUAGCUGUGUGGUUAAAGGAGGUGAGCUGGUAAUAUUACUUCAGCUUAAAGGCAGAUGCACAGGGAUGCAUAGAGAGAAGAUUGAAAGGGUGUACGGCUCCCAUCUGGACUCAGAACUUUGAACAUUGGAGGGGGUGGGAGGGGAUAACCGGGCCGUAAACUUUGGGAUGCAGUUUCUGGUCAUUAAUACUCACCAUAGUACCAUUAGUACUCAUCAUAGUCCCAGCAAUAUUUUUGGGGGGAACUUUUCAAUGAAAUGUGAAUCUUUGUGGCUGUGUAAAAGAAAAAAAAAAAUUUAAAUGGUGGUGACAUACAAACAAAAAAUAAAAAAUAGGUUUCUUUUAUUUAAAGGAGCAUUUACAUUUGAAGGCACACUGAGCCUCAAGUAAUGUUAUUUUACCGAGAGCAGAGAAUCACUUGAUCCUGUUAAUGCCCUGUUAAAAGCUUGUGGAGCCACUUCUAAAAUGCAGGCGUCAUAGCCAUUUGAUUACAAGUAGCGAAACUGCCUCCAUUUUUGUAUCAUAAGGCUAUAAAUAAAGUGAUUUUACAUGCUUUAUAAUGGGUUGGUUCAAACUUUUUGAUUACGAAGAGUAUUUUUGACUACACACAAAGAGAUUACUGUAUCGUCCUGUUAAUAUCAAAUUUCUUUCACCAACUAAAAAGCUCAUAAAAUGGCACAGAAUGUGGUGCCAACUUAAAGCAAUGCCUUUUCUGUUUCCUCGUCAGUGUGGGUGUCUUGCUCCAGACGCCUGUCCUGUGGAAACUGCUAGCAAGGUAACAGAGUUUAUCCCCUCCACACCCGCACAAUCAUUACCGUGUACCUCAGUCACUGUCAGUUGCACAAUCUCUGUUCAAUAAAUGUUUGCUUUAAUGAGUGUGAUGCCAUAUCAGUUCAAUGUUACUCUCUUUACAUUUUUUUGCUCUUUAAGUGAUGGCAACAAAGAAAGCAUAAAAUAAAAUGGUGCAGAUGUAAAUAAGGUAAAGGGGAGGUUGAGAAACAUGUUGCUAUGAAUGAAGUGUUUUGGGGAGAGAGGGAGGGGGAGGGAGGGAGGGGUGUUUGAGACCAGUUGAAUGGGUAAUAUCUCAGACUAAUAAUAUUCAAAAAACAACAAUACAGGGCAGCCUUAGAAUAGAGAAUGGUGAGGGAAGCAUUGGGUAUAAUGAGAUUAGGUCUUCCUAAUAUCCCUUUAUGCUCUUGAAUGCUUUGUCCCCGUGAAUCACAGUGUUUAAGAUGUGGUUUUGUUGGUCUGAGGUAAGACUGGUGGUAGUAGGAUAACAAUUUCGUGUCAGAGAUCGUUUCUGUUCAGUAUUGAAAAAGCUUUUAUUAACCUGUUAUUUUUUGAUCUGUUAAAAAGUUGGAUUUCUUUCAAAGCAUUGUGAAGGGUAUAGGCUUGAUGUAUGGACAAUAAACUCACCAUGAACAAGGUUGUUUUUUUUUAUUAAUUAUUUUUUCCCCAUUAUUUCUUAAAACAUUUAUGUCCUUUUAUACAGUAUUAUAUAUGAUAGCCCAAGGCAUCAGUUUACUUUCUUCGAAGGGGCUGACAAGACAUUUGCACUAUGGGGUUACAGUUAAGACUACCCGUCUUCAUAUUAACAAGGCAUGGGCCAAUCCAUGAAUGACAACCAUGUUCAGUUAGAUUACUGGUUAAGUGUUUGGUACACUGUUCCUUAGUUUACCCUUACAUGCGCCUCUGUCCAUUGAGAUGAGACCUUAUUGGCUGUCCAGUUUGUGUACACUCUCUGCAAACACAGAGAGGUUUCUUCCCUCUGGGAAUGUCACCUGCACCUCAGGGACACAUUAUCUAAAUAUAAACAAAUAAAAGAAGUGGUAAAAUGUUAAAGCAAAUACCUAUUGAACUCAAAUGCCCAUAUUUUUAAAAAUAAAAUCUUGUGAUGGUAACAGUUAAUUAUAAAAAAUUCAGUGUUCGCUGUUUUCUUUUGACUAUUCGGCAGGUUACUGUUAGUCAGGAUUCAGUUUUCACAAAACGCUCCACCGUAAAUUCCAGCACACAUGGCUUUGCUGGAGAAAUAGUUGGUAAUAUUGUUAUGGACAUUUUUAAGGGUUCAUUGCUGGUUAGUGAGCUAGUUUAUUGGAACCUAGCACAAGUUAACAACAUACAUACCAUUUAAAGAGGCUGUGUCCUACAGUCAUGUCCAAUUUUACACUAAAUUGGUGUUUGUUUGCUACAUUUUUCAAAAUCUUAGCCUUCUGUGCUCUAAAGCAGACCUUGUUGUUUCCCCUGAUAUAGUUAGAGCUGUUGCAACACAAUAGCUUUCACUUGUAACCUGAGCCUCGUUGAAAUCCCAGCAGUUCAGAGGAGAAAAAGUGAAGUAGCUCAUUGCAUCACCUGACCAGUUCUGCAGCAUAACACAUCAGAUACAAAGCAAGGGAGUUAUAUUAAUAAACUACGCGUACCAGUGGAAUAAUAAUAACCCUUACAACAACGUACUGAAGUAGCCUACAAAUGUAGCUCUAAUUUGGACUCAGUCAUACUGCAGUCAUUCUGGAAAUUAUCAUUGGGUUUAAGCCCCAAACAGGACUUAAAAGGGCUGGCAAUUUAAUUAGUGGUAAACUAAUGCUUCCUGAUUCAAGCACAUGGUUUAAACUGACUAUUGUUAGAAGCCUGGACAAUCCCACCAUUUGCCCCAUUUUUUUUCUAAAUUAUGUAUCAACUGAUGUAUCAACAUUUGUUACAGCCAACAUAUUGGAAAGAGCCAAUGAAUUUCAAUUGUAAGGUGUUUUUAGCUAAUUUUGAAACAUUUGGUUUUAGAAAAAGAAAAAAAAAAUCCAUUGUAUCUACAGAAAAGAAUAACCUAUAAACUAAAUGUUGCACUAUUGAAUGUUUCAUUGUUACGGAAUUGAUAGAAACUUUAACAAAAGUUUUUAGAAGACAAUAAGACAUAAAUUUCCAAACUUUGCAACAUUUAAAUAAUAAAGAUUAAUACAUUUUAUAAUAUAAAGAAUGUUUGUAAUGGGAGUCAAGUUCAAAUUUAGUUUGUUGAGCCUUGUAUUGCUAUUCCUCAUAUAUCCACUGGGUGGCAUCAUAACAUCAUAAGACUUUACAGCUAACACGAAUCUCAGAAAUACGUUUUCUGGUUCAAUUUAUAUAUAUAUAUAUAUAAUUCAGAUAUUUACAAUAUUUGUUGUGUGGUACUGAGUGUCUGCACAUACUGUAAACUUAAACAUCCUAGUCAUACCCAAGUCUAAACCCAGAUGGAAGCCUCUUCGGCUUCCCCAUGCGUAGAAAGUCUGGGUUUAGUUAGUUUGGAUAGAGUUUUAGUGAUUAACAACAAAGGUUGAAUAAGUUGGAAUAUUUAUAUUUCACUUAGCGAAAGGUAAACGGUAGGUAUAUUAACAAUUCAUAAGACUGGGAUCUGUGUAUGUAUGGAAGCGUUGUAUGUAAAUGUUGCCGGAGUCGAGGAUGUAACCGGAGCGUUUUGCAGUACAAUGUCAGGACAAAGCAUCCACUAGUAUACCACUGUACCUUUAAAAUGAUCAAUUGGAUUUACAGUGUGCCACUGUGUGCCAAGUCGCAAUUGGUCUAUUUUUUUCAAGUCAUGAAACGCUCAACCAAUCAUUGAACAGUUGAGUUACCGGUACCCUGGAAGUUCCUCUUCUGAAGUGAACUACCACAGUGCGGCAGAAUAAACUCGCGGAUUUGAAUUGGUGUCAAGCAAGGGCAAUUUACACGAGCCGGACCUGCUAACAUGUUUACCUUUGCAUUUACAAUGGUCAGACAUGGAGAAACUAGAUACAACAAAGAGAAACUACUCCAAGGCCAGGGUGUGGAUGCGCCUUUGUCGGAAAACGGGCUGAGGCAGGCAGAAGCUGCAGGAGUUUACCUUCGAGAUGUGCGCUUUACAAAUGUGUUCUCAAGUGACCUCCAGCGUGCAAAGCAGACGGCUUCCAUAAUUGUUGCACACAACAAUCAUUGCCUGGGUAAAAAAAUAGUCUGUGAUCCAAAACUGCGUGAGAGAAGUUUUGGGAUUGCAGAAGGGAAACCUGUAAAGGAUAUGAAGGACAUGGCAAAGGCUGCAGGCCAGCAGUGUCCUCGUUUUACUCCUCCGGGGGGAGAGACCGAAGAACAGGUACAGUCCCGAGUGAAAGAUUUCAUGGAUUCACUCUGCCAGCAGAUUGUGGCCCAGCACGCUUCGCAAUGCAGCCAAGGAAAGGAAGGAUUAGAGACAGCCUGCAAUGGUUUGGGGGGUGCUUGUGGAAGAUCGUCCUCAGGCACAAACCUUUCUGACUUACAUGAAGCCUUUGCAGACGCUGUAGAUGGAGCUGAGGACCUGCAGGUGCAUGUUCUGGUGGUCAGCCACGGCACCUACAUGAGGAACGUGGUGAAGUAUUUCGUGGAAGAGCUCCAGUGCACAUUGCCUCAGAGCUUAAAGAUGUCUCACGUAUUCUCAGCCUGUCCUAACACAGGGAUGUGUCGAUUUCGCAUUGCUGUCGAUCACAGUACUGGACUCUCCCCGUGUGUUGAUUGCGUUUUUAUUAACAGAAAUAUCCAGGGAUCCAAAGUGGUUAAGCAUGAGUAGCUAGAUGGGUUUGUAUCAUAAAGUGUAACAUCUCAGAGUCCUGUGUCCAAAGAGCCACAUAGUCAGAGUAUCUGGUAGUGAAAGUGCAAAGUCAGCUGUGUGGGCAUCUCGUCAUUUUGAAUUAAACCUCCUUUACACUCCCCAACCCCCCACUGAUCCUCCUAACGAACGCCUGUCAAUCCCAAUGUCCAUCCACUGUGCCACCAGGUCGCAGUCUUGAUAUUACAUUAGGGUUAAACUGCCUUAAUUGGCUGAGAGUAACUAAUAGUUUUGGGCCAUUCCGUGAAAAUGUACCGUUUGUUAUGUAUGCGCAAGUCACAAGUAAUGAAAGGCAUUGAUAGAGACGUCUGUCAAUUGAUUUUCCUAGUUUCAUUUAAUAUUGCUACAUCAAUAUUUAAUGGCAGCCCAUCACCAGACACAAAUUGGGCAGUUCAUUACUAUGAUAUAAGAGACGACAAGGAUAGUUUAACAAAAGUACUAUUUUGUGGAAUAGGCCUAACCAUUAUCCUGGUAUGCCAGCAUCUGAUUUUAUUUUUGUUUGACAAAAUGAAAUGCGGGUAUGGGUUAAGGUAGUUAAGUUCAAAGACAAUCUUUACUAGACUUCAAUCUUCUAGGAAAGGCUUGUUAGAAAAUAACUAUUUAAAUUGGCAUAGGUUACAAACACUAUACGUUAUUUCUUCUGAAUUGUACUGAAAGAUUUAGCUGUAGCAGCCUGUUCUCAGCCUGUUUCAUUAGGCAUGAUUAUUUGAGUUUGUUUAUUAUUUCACUGUUUAUUUUUUUACUGGAUUGUUGUUUUUGUUUUCAUUGUUUGAAACAUACCGUCCUCACAGGGAAAAGUGUUGUCUGCUUAAAAAAUAUGAACACAAUUACAGUGUGUAACCACUAGGUAGCAGUAGAAUCAAAAGUAAACUGAAUAUUAAAAAAAAAAAAAAAAAACUUUUUGCAAUUAUUUAGGAUGUGUCAUGCAUUGAUACAUUUUUAAGUUAUUACAUUUUUAGGCAUUUUAAAAUACAAAACCAAAUUAUACAAUUCUAUAUAACCUAACAAAUAGCAUAAAAAUGUUUGAAAAAAAAAAAAACAUUAUUUUACAGCAUUACAUUUUAGUUGCCUUACAAAUUGUUUUAGCUUUUCUGUGUGUUACACACAUGUUCACAGACACCACACAGUGCUCCAUGACUUACUUGGAAUCAGGUACAAGGAUUUAGCAAGCCCAAAGCCUGGUAGAUACUGAUGCAAUAGAAUACCAGGUAAGCUUAUGAAGUGCCGUUUCAUGUUGAAAUAAAAAUAAUACAAAAUACCAGAACAAAUCUACAGACAGUAGUAUUAUUCUUUAGUAUUAAAAAGAGCAGCAUCCCUGCUGUCUUUGCUCAGAACAGUAAUUUAAACAUGUAAACGACAUUGCAUUAAGAAGGGUUACUGCUUUAUUAAAAACUUGCAUUGUUACUAUCUCCUUUUUUAAGGUGGUACUAAAAACUGGAGUUAUUUAUAUUCAGUACACUGUCCUGGAGUCACUGUAUUCAAUACACUGUCCUGGAGUCAUUGUAUUCAAUACACUGUCCUGGAAUCAUUGUGUAUUCAAUACACUGUCCUGGAAUCAUUGUGUAUUCAAUACACUGUCCUGGAAUCAUUGUAUUCAAUAUACUGUCCUGGAGUCAUUGAAUUCAAUACACUGCCCUGGAAUCAUUGUGUAUUUAAUACAGUGUCCUGGAGUCAUUGUUCAAUACACUGUCCUGGAAUCACUGUGUAUUCAAUACACUGUCCUGGAAUCAUUGUAUUCAAUAUACUGUCCUGGAAUCAUUGUUUAUUAAAUACACUGUCCUGGAAUAAUUGUAUUCAAUACACUGUCCUGGAGUCGUUGUUCAAUACACUGUCCUGGAAUCAUUGUGUAUUCAAUACACCGUCCUAGAAUCAUUGUAUUCAAUACACUGUCCUGGAAUCAUUGUAUUCAAUAUACUGUCCUGGAAUCAUUGUUUAUUAAAUACACUGUCCUGGAAUAAUUGUAUUCAAUACACUGUCCUGGAGUCAUUGUUGUUCAAUACACUGUCCUGGAAUCAUUGUGUAUUCAAUACACCGUCCUAGAAUCAUUGUAUUCAAUACACUGUCCUGGAAUCAUUGUGUAUUCAAUACACUGUCCUGGAAUCAUUGUUUAUUAAAUACACUGUCCUGGAAUAAUUGUAUUCAAUACACUGUCCUGGAGUCGUUGUUCAAUACACUGUCCUGGAAUCAUUGUGUAUUCAAUACACCGUCCUAGAAUCAUUGUAUUCAAUACACUGUCCUGGAAUCAUUGUGUAUUCAAUACACUGUCCUGGAGUCAUUGUAUUCAAUACACUGUCCUGGAGUCAUUGUAUUCAAUACACUAUCCUGGAGUCAUUGUAUUUAAUACACUAUACACUGCCAGUAUUUUAACUGACUUCAGUUUAUGAAAUAAAUUUAAAAACUAA
Molecule: messenger RNA, 7702 nt
Organism: Polyodon spathula (Mississippi paddlefish)
Lineage: Eukaryota; Metazoa; Chordata; Actinopteri; Acipenseriformes; Polyodontidae
Gene: tigarb
Product: TP53 induced glycolysis regulatory phosphatase b
Exons: 6
Coding region: 4431-5261 (276 amino acids)
Biological process (GO): negative regulation of programmed cell death; negative regulation of glycolytic process; fructose 1,6-bisphosphate metabolic process
Cellular component (GO): cytosol
Molecular function (GO): fructose-2,6-bisphosphate 2-phosphatase activity
Source: RefSeq, a predicted model, not a curated record